This is a messenger RNA of Hyla sarda, 1642 nucleotides long. RefSeq names its product cleavage and polyadenylation specific factor 4 like (gene CPSF4L). The coding region runs from base 649 to 1458 and encodes 269 amino acids. The transcript is spliced from 9 exons. NCBI's taxonomy places the organism in Eukaryota, Metazoa, Chordata, Amphibia, Anura, Hylidae. The record is from RefSeq and is a predicted model, not a curated record. Gene Ontology annotation, molecular function: RNA binding; zinc ion binding.
GUCUCCGGCUUUUUGGUGCUGUAUCCAUUUUGCUUUUAUAUAUUUCUCCGGGUUGGUAUUCCUGUAGGAUUACCUGCACAAGCUGAGAGGUCCAGUGCUGUCUCCUCUACAUAUUUCCUUUAUACACCAACAUAAACGUCAGCUUACCUGAUGGAUACACAAGAUGGCGGCCAAGUGCUCAGACCAAAGGCCUCUUCUUCCAAGAUAGUAUAUUGCCAUCAGACUGUAUUGCAUGCAGUAGCUUCCGCCAUAUUGCCACAUUUCAUAUAGAGCAGCAUCUUCUUAUAGUCCAUCAGAAGCCAUAUUAGGGGCUAUAACCUUUCGUGGUACCUCACGCCUCAAUGAGGGAUGAUGGUUUUGCUCUUAAUAGUUUACAAGUUUCCUCUAUCUAUGGCUGUAGCAGAAAUACAUUGGAUUUUUGGAAAAGACACAACAGAAAGAACACAAUUCACCCAGAAGGCAUUGGUCUCUACAGGUUGAUCAAUCACCUCACAUGUGUGGUAACAGGUGACCAAUAAUCAUGGUGGAUCUGGCUGGAAAACCUAUGAAUAGGAUUCACUUCACCUUCCUACAGGAAUGACACCUUGCUAAGAGAAUAGUGCCGGUAUUGGCACCCUGGGUUGUCCUUGUGGUCGGCACGCAGAAGUCAUGCAGGAUUUAAUAGCUGGCUUUGAGACCUUCACUUUUGACCUCGAAAGGGAUGUGGAAUGUCAGCGGGGGGCCCAGGUCCUGCCCUUCGCAGGCAUGGACAAGUCGGGAGCAGCGGUGUGUGACUUCUUCAUACAGGGCAUAUGCAGGAAAGGUUCCAUUUGUCCCUUCCGUCACAUGAGUGGGGAGAAAACUGUAGUCUGUAAGCACUGGCUGAGGGGUUUGUGCAAGAAAGGCGACCAUUGCGAGUUCCUCCAUGAGUAUGACAUGGGUCGUAUGCCUGAGUGUUACUUCUAUUCCAAAUUUGGUGAAUGCAGCAAUAGGGACUGUCUAUUCCUGCACAUCGACCCCGCUUCUAAGAUUAAGGAUUGCCCGUGGUACGACAGAGGAUUUUGCAAACAUGGUCCAGCAUGCAAAUACCGGCACACCCGCAGAGUGAUGUGCCCAAACUACCUGGCUGGCUUCUGUCCUGAAGGUCCAAAGUGUAAAUAUGCCCAUCCAAAAGUAGACUUGGUUCUCUGCAGUCCGGACCACACAAAGAAAGCGGCUGCACCUAAGAGGCUACCAGUCCCUUCACUCCCUUGUGAUCCUGAGCCCCUAUCUAAGCAAGCAGCCAUCCUUAUGGAGCUGCCACCUCUCUCCCAUCUGACUGUUCUCACCAUGAUGCAUGAACGCUUUAAGAAGAUGCAAGAAAAUGUCUGUGGAGGUCUGAGACCCUUGGAACAAGUCACAUGUUUCAAAUGUGGAGACAGAGGCCACUAUGCCAACAAAUGCAGCCGAAGCCGUUACGCCUUUCAGAUGAGGAAGUGAUUAGUAGACUGUGGUACGGAUGUGUGGACAUGGAUAAACACAUUGAUGCUUCUUCGUCAAUUCAAGUGAGGAGAUCUAGACUGCGAGAUGCUCUGUCUAUGCUCCAGUGUUCGAAAGGGCAACGCGUAAAAAAAAAAAAAUGACUAUUUAUCCUAUGUUAUCUAUGGAUGACCAUAGAAUUGCU